Podarcis muralis (Common wall lizard) is the source of this 7193-nucleotide messenger RNA. It is a transcript of the gene PTP4A3, whose product is annotated as protein tyrosine phosphatase 4A3. The record is from RefSeq and is a predicted model, not a curated record. Gene Ontology annotation, biological process: protein dephosphorylation. NCBI's taxonomy places the organism in Eukaryota, Metazoa, Chordata, Lepidosauria, Squamata, Lacertidae.
CCGUGGAACGCUGAGGCCGGCGCGCGCGCGCGCAACACGCCGCCCUUUCUCUCUCUCUCUCUCUCUCUCUUUUUCCCCGGGUCUGGCAUGCGGGAGCCGCGAGGCUGCGUGGUUGUUGCUGGGGCGGCCGGCUGGCUUACAAAGCAGCGGGCAAAUCAGGCGUGGGGCUUGGAUGGUGACCUGGGAAACUGCUGAGCAUGGAAUUUGUUGGAGGCAGGUGAAUUUACUGCUCCCGGCUUUUGAAUCUGUUGGGAGAUUUCUUGGAUGCGUGUGCUGAUUUAGAUUGUCUCGUAUGCUGAAAGGCUGUCGAUUUAUGGAGGGUCCCGGGUGCAGCUUUGAGCACUGCCCCGCGCAACAUCCUGCCCGCUGAAGGAAGGACGCCGCCGCCCCGCCCCAAACCGGGCGCCCUGAGUCGUCGGGCUUCACCAUUCAGGUCUCCUGUGCAUGGCUCUUACAGCCCAAGGAGGACUUUUGCCACCCGCUGCCCCAGCCUGAGCCGCCCCGGGUCCCCAUCGCUGCCCCCAAAUAUUCUACAUAUCCAGAUGGGGUAACGUGAUGGCGCAGGACGGACGCCGGUGGGGUUAACCGAAUGCAGAGGCCUUUCUAAAGAGGGGGAAGAGAGAGAUAGAGAGAGCCCAGGCAGGGAAGCGAAGCAGCAGCGAAGGACGUCUAAAAUUGCACACACAAAGGAAAUUGACACUACAGCAGGUUUUGGUUUUGUUUUGAUAUUUUUUUUGCUCAGCAACAAGCAAGCACAGGGUUCCUUCCCCCCCCCCCUUAACCGUAUGGUUUAGAGAAUCCGGCCUGCGCUCUCCCCAAAGCUGGGAAUAUUUUGCACAACAUUUGUGUUGGGGGGAGAAAAGAUAGCCUUUUGCCAAACUCUUCCGUUUCCUUUUUCGCCCUGCAAAUCUUCUCUUUUCCCCCCCCCACCUGCUUUGCGGGCGUGUUGGAUUUUGGUGUGUGUGCAUUUGUCCCCCCCCCCUCCAACCAAUCUUGAGACCCCCACUCCUUCCUCCGCCAUGGCCCGCAUGAACCGCCCGGCGCCUGUGGAGGUUUGCUACAAGAACAUGCGAUUCCUGAUUACUCACAACCCAACCAACGCCACUCUGAACACCUUCAUCGAGGACCUGAAGAAAUACGGUGCGACGACAGUCGUGAGGGUUUGCGAAGUUACCUAUGACAAGACUCCGCUGGAGAAAGAUGGCAUCACUGUCAUGGACUGGCCCUUUGACGACGGCGCUCCGCCACCCACCAAGAUUGUGGACGACUGGCUCAACCUGCUGAAGACCAAGUUCUGCGAAGACCCCGGCUGCUGCGUGGCCGUCCAUUGCGUGGCUGGCCUGGGACGAGCUCCGGUUCUUGUCGCGCUGGCGCUGAUUGAGAGCGGAAUGAAAUACGAAGAUGCCAUUCAGUUUAUUAGACAGAAGCGCCGCGGAGCCAUCAACAGCAAGCAGCUGACGUACCUGGAGAAGUACCGGCCCAAACAGCGGCUGCGCUUCAAGGACCCUCAGAACCACAAGAACAAAUGCUGCAUCAUGUAACCUCAGUAAUAGCCUUUUGCCAAAACACACACACACACACACACAAACUCCGCAAGCACAGGGCUUGACCUCUGAAGUCCCAGGCAGCAACCUUCCCCACUGGGCAGGAUUCCCCUUGUUCGGCGCCGCCAAAUCCGGCAGCGCUGGGAUCUGAGCCUAGGAGGGAAGGUGGCUGAGUCCAUCCCCCCCCCAACAAAAAAACUAGAAAUUAUGUUGUCGUUUUUCCCUCUGUCCCCUUCUCCUCACAGAACACGCACCAAGUGCGACGAUGGCACACCACAAUGCAAUUGUGCUUCUGUUCCUUGGUGCUGGGGUGUAUCUAUAUCUGGGAGCACCACAGCCCCUCUUCCAUGCCCCCCCCAAAAAACCUCCUUUCCAGGCAGGGGCAGGUCCCAGCAGGGGCCGAGUGGGAUCGCUUUGGGUGGGAUAGACUUCUUGGAGCUCAGAUCCCUUGCCACUGCCUCCCCUCUCUCUGAUGCCAGCGUGGCUUCCGAUGCACCAAGCCAAAAGCAGUGCCACCCUGCCACUGCCUCCCCCCUUUCUGCUGGGGGUGGUGGUCUCCAAUUGACUUGGUGGGCAGCGCAGGUUUUGCCAGGCCUUCUGGAACCCAGGUGGCAAGUUGGUUUUGGCCGGAGGGAUGGCAUUGGUUGGGUAAUGGCGUGAUGGGUCAGUUGCCACCUUCUUGCAAGGUAGUCUUUCUGGCAAGGUAAUCCUGUGGUCUUCUUGAGUGAUCUGCUGUGAUCUUUGAUCUAACCCCAUGAAAGGGGUUUCCUCACCCCAUUUGGAAAAGGUACAGGGACAUUUCUCUGCAAUGCACAACAGGAAAGCAAACAGGCUCUCUGCCGAAGGCAUCGUAUUUCUACCUUGUGAGAUUUCGUCCCCCAGGUGAUACGAUUCCUCUGUGUGUGUGUGUGUGUGUGUGUGUGUGUGUGUGAUCAGAAGUUGGUCCCUUCACGUUUAAAUCAUCCGGUUCCCAUCCUUGCCUCUGCUUGCAAGGGCAUCCUAGGGUUGUAGCUCAUUGGCAAAGGUUUGGCUUACCUGUACGAGAGACCCAAGAGUGAAUUCAGGGGAGGCAGGUAGCUAGUAAAAAAUGGUUUUUGGUCUGAGAACAGAGGGCUUCAGGAAUGUUUGGCAUUGGGCUCAGGAAUUGGGGAAAGGCGUGAGACAGAGAAAGCUGUUUCAUGCAUGGAAUGACAUCUGAUUUGGACAUGGAGGACUGCACAAUUUAUUCCUGUCUCCGCCCUAGGCCUUAAGAGAUCAGGCCAGGGGAAAGCAACCGCUCCUGCCCCUUGCAGCUAUUCCUGCAGUCGCGGGACAUUUACGAGGAGAUCCCACUUCACGGGAGACGAAUAAAUGAGCAUGAGAUGUAAUUUUGGCACCCAGGGAGAUCCCCGGACCUUGUGGGUCCAGUUUUAAGAGACAGAGGAAGCUGGACCCAGGAGAAGGCAGGCUAAUAAAUUCUCCUCUGACUCUUCACAGGUUGUGAGGAGGUUACCGGAAGCUUUAAAACCCAUUUUCCAUGCCUCAAUUUUGCCCUUGUCGAGAGCACCCAAGCCACACCUUCGGUUUUGAUGCUUAACGUUUUUAAUCGCUAUUAAACGCACAAGUUAUUUCUGGUGAUUUUGUCUUUGCUGAGCUAAAUCGCGCCAUUGCCGCCUGGGUGCUUGCAGAUUUGCUGUGUGAGCAUAGCGGCGGCGGCUGGUCCUAUACCGGAGCCAUGCAGAAAUCACAGCCCCCAAAUGCCCCCCUUCAGCAGGGAAAUGGCUGUUCUAGGGAGCUGCUCACCGCCUCUUCCCUGAAAGAGGACUAAGCCUAUGUGCCCCUCGGUGCAAAAAAACAAUGGUAACAAUUCUACCCCCAAUGCAUUAUGGGUCAAGAAAUCAGGGGACUGCGGGAGGGGGGGUGAGGAAUAAUAAUUCUGCCCCUCUUGCCUCAUUCUGGUUUCCCUAGUCCUAUUUUGCAGCUUGGCUGCUGAAGCCCCACUUCCAAAUUAUGAAAAUCUUCAGCAGGGAUUGCUCAAAAGUUAAGAGAUCCUGAAACGUGCUUUUUCUGUAUUGCUAGCAAAAAUGGGAGUUCUGGGUACAUAGCCACGUUUUGUGUGCUCUCCUCCUUUUCUGGCGUUUGGGAAUGGCAUGUAACGUUAAUCACAGGCGUGCAACUGGUUGCAGGUGCACACAUUCCAUCUGCAUGCAGAACGCCCUGGCCGAAGCGGUAAUCCGUGUCGGAAAUAGGUGAAUUAAAGUCCCCAUGAGCAAAUCGAGGAUCUUUGCUUUUGGCAAACGUGCGCAGAGACUCGCUCUGCCUCUCCCUGUAAGCCUUGGUAUUAUUAGCGCUCUAAAGGUGAACAUGCCUCGAUCUGAGAUGCGCAGCCCACAGAGACACCACAGCUACUGCUUUCCUCUUGUUUGUGUAGCAAAAGUUUCGGUUGCGUUUUCAAUACCUUCGAGCAAAAAAGUUCAGCGUUUUGCUUUUUAAACUUUUAAGGUCGUCUCCCUUGGCCCGGAAAGCUUUCUUCCGGUUGACGAUAAAUGUGCAGUCCUCUUGACAGCUUCCAUGCGUGGGUGGGAGCGAUUUCCUGUGCUGAGAGCUCAAGUGUGCAGCCAGCAGGUUAUAGGAUGGAGGAUGGGUGGGAAUUGUUCAGCCUGCUAAGGCGUGACUUGGUGGAGGGAACAGUUGGUGGGGGGCAGGCAGGCAGCUGCUUUGGGUGAGCGUCUACCAAAUUGGGGGGGGGGAGAUUUGUGGGGGGGGAGCCUUGCUGACUAGGGUGGACUCAAGCAGUUCGCAGCACAAAAUACCCAUGGCCUAAUUUUGCGCCUGGGCCCAAAUGUUGGCUAACUCUUGUGGCAGAAGCAGGAUCGCACCAUUUCCCCAGGAUUUCAGGCUGCAGGCAGAGAGACUGUGUUGCGCGGAAGCUUUCACGCACUCGGCCCCUUGCAUGUAGACAGCUAGCGUGUCAGGGAGAAGGAAGACUCGGCCCCACAUGCCUCUUCUGGCAAAUGGCUUUCAUGUGCACUGCUGGGAUUCUCUCCCCAUCCUGCCUCCCAUGUGAAACAUUCAAAUAAUUGGAUUUCCUCUUCCCUCGGACUCAAGUGGUGCAAAUUAGGACAGGGAUGCCUGCCUCAGAAAGAGGUUAUCACGCCAACACAACUUUAUCCUGACCCUCCCGGUUUUAAUUUUUUAUUUUAUUUUUUAAAUGUUGCUUGUAGUUGUCACGUCCAAGGAGUGAAGCAUUGGGCCUGUUUAUAUAUUUCACUGCCAGCCUCCAGGUUGAGGGGAUCCUUCAGGAAGUAUAUUCCUCACUUUGGCCCCUAGUCAGCAACCUUCUGCCAUCAACACAUAAUGUGCCCAAUCGUCGUGAAACCUCAUAGCCUCUUUACAAUAGAGUCUGGUCACUCAGCUUGCUCCAGAGCCCAAGACUAGUGUCUGGAGAACACAGUGCCCUCCCUCAGAUUAAAAGUGACCACCAUUUGUGCUGACCAUGAGCUUGUGGGGGGUGGUUGGAGACCAGUGGUCAGCACAGGCAGGGAAAAGUUAUUUUCAUCUACCUGCUGCAUCAAGAAUGUUCUUUGAAAGGGCACAAGCGCCAACUUUUUAAAAGGAUCCUUUCCGAAAAGCGCCGUUCUUUCCCUCAAAUGUGCGCCUUUUGCAAAAAAAUUCCCCAUAGGUCUCUUUUUAGAAAAAUAAAAUUUUAAAAAAUCAUAGCACAUAAAAUGUCUUCAGACCUUACUUCAGAGCACCGGCUUAGACAGACAUACCAGCAUUCUUAAUAGCCUUAUAGUGUGGAAAUCUUGAAUUCAAAUUAAAAAAAACACGAAAGCUUGCGUGUAUCCUCUAGCAGGGAGACAGGGGGGAAACAUAUAUAUACAUAUAAAUUUGCAAUGCCUCUUGUGGUUUUUGUGUGUGUGGUAUUGGGAGAGGCGAUUUCUCUCUCCCGACUGUUGUAAAGCAAAAGUGAUCAUGUUCCUCCACAGAUCUCAAGGCGCUGUGCACUGCAACACGGCCCAGAGUGGGGAUUUGAAAUGCCCCCUUGCCUCUGGUAUGAUAUGGCUCAUUACAAUGUCCAGGAAUGUGAAUUUAAAUGAUGUGUGUGUGUGUGGUUUUUUUAAUUAUUAAAAACGACGAUAAUGUUUUCUCGGAGGGGGGAUUCCCAACUGCUAAUGCAAACGUCGCAAUGAAAUGACGUUUUAUGGUUCCAGGGGAGAAAGGGGGCUUCCAGCAUAACUCCAAGGGUCAUUCCACCAUAGCUGUCAACAUUUCCCUUUUUUUAAAGGGAAAUUCCCUUAUUCCGAAUAGGAUUCCUCGCAAGAAAAGGGAAAAGUUGACAGCUAUGCGUUCCACCCCACGGCAGCCAGAGAAUUCCUCAGACCCUCCUUCAUUGGACCCUCAAUGUAACAUCCCGGAAGCAAUGGGCGUAGUUUCCCCAACAUUUCCCCAUGCGCAAGUUUUUCCCACCAGAAAGCAAUCGAUUGCAUUGAAUGUGCAGCACAGUGGGGUUGUGCAAGGGCUCCGCGAUGGCAUCUUUCGGGGCAUCGAAAGAGCCUUUUGGGAGGAGAUUGGCAGAAGCGGACACACCUGGCAGGAAGGAAAUUGGAACGGCUGCCGCCACAUCGACCUCACACCCCGUUUAAUCUUCCAGCGCCCUGGGAGCGCCUUAAAUUCCGCCGGCUUCUUCCCACACUGCUCUUGCGCUAUCGAGGCGACGGGGUGGCGUCCUAGCUUGAGCAUCGCCCGACCCCAAGUGGCCAAGCAAGGGGGGAGACAGCCAUGCAGUUGGCCCCGGCGCAGAGCAUUCCUGGCACACCAAUGUUCCCAGGCCAGUGUGGGAAGACUUCACGAAGAAACAGCUCCCACUUGGCCCUGGAAAGCGAAUUAAACCUUGGUGAAAUCGCUGGCGAAAGGUUAAUGUUUUAAUUGAGGGCAGCUUCUAAUCCCUGCUGAGGGCACAAGGGGGCAUUUUUCCAGACUGGUACGCCUGGCUUCAAUAUUUUAGUGUUCUGCGAUGUGUGUCUGAAUUUUCCCAACCCACCCUGUUACUUUUUUAAACGUGUUUUCCCAAAGAUACACCGGGCGAUCCUUCUGAUUCCUUUCAGCAGUGGGAUUUUACACGUCUCCCUUUUUUAAAAACUCGGUGCGCCAUUAGUUCAUAGGUCUGCCUUCCCUAAUUCGAUGGCCUGCCACUCCCAUCAGCCCCGCCCUCAGCUGGCUGAGGCUGCUGGGAGUUCUAGUUCAGAACAUGGAGAGAGCGCCAAGUUGGGGAAGGCUGUUGUAGACGGAGACCAGUUACUUGGGGUAUUUGUUGGUUUGUUCGUUUUCCCUCUGAGCCAUAGCUAAAUUAUUAUUGUUGAUUUUUACUAUUAUACCCAGUGCUUUUAUAUCGGGCAAGCAUCACUUUGGCAGAUGCCAACGAGGUCCAGACACUUUAUAACCUUUUUUUAAGAGAAGAAGAAUUAUUUAAAAAAUGAAAUAAGUGAAAACUUGUCUGUUUUUUCUGCUCAAGUCCUGUAAAACUGUCAAUGCCUUUUUUAAAGUAUUCACUUUUUUUUUUUAGUUGUGAGAGGUUUCCUUAAAAGUGUAAUAAGGCUGCCCUUGCCUCCGACCGCAACAACAAAGGAAAAUUUAAAAAAUAAAAAGGCUUCACUGUUUUGUAUGAGA